Alligator sinensis (Chinese alligator) is the source of this 810-nucleotide messenger RNA. Its product is annotated as histone H2B 1/2/3/4/6. Lineage: Eukaryota; Metazoa; Chordata; Crocodylia; Alligatoridae. The coding region runs from base 112 to 492 and encodes 126 amino acids. Gene Ontology annotation, cellular component: nucleosome. Gene Ontology annotation, molecular function: protein heterodimerization activity; structural constituent of chromatin; DNA binding. The record is from RefSeq and is a predicted model, not a curated record. The transcript has a single exon.
GCUAGUUAUCGACGCUCUCUAUAAAUACGUUGGGACUUCCGUGUUUCAGAGUUGUGCUGUUUUAUAGUGCGUUGAUUAUUUUUUCGAGAGACAGAAAAGAGGUCUGCUAGGAUGCCGGAGCCCGCCAAGUCCGCUCCCGCCCCCAAGAAGGGCUCCAAGAAAGCGGUUACCAAGACGCAGAAGAAGGGAGACAAGAAGCGCAAGAAGAGCAGGAAGGAGAGCUACUCCAUCUACGUGUACAAGGUGCUGAAGCAGGUUCACCCGGACACCGGCAUUUCGUCCAAAGCCAUGGGCAUCAUGAACUCCUUCGUGAACGACAUCUUCGAGCGCAUCGCCGGGGAGGCGUCCCGCCUGGCGCACUACAACAAGCGCUCGACCAUCACGUCCCGGGAGAUCCAGACCGCCGUGCGCCUGCUGCUGCCCGGGGAGCUGGCCAAGCACGCCGUGUCCGAGGGCACCAAGGCUGUCACCAAAUACACCAGCUCCAAGUAAACGGGUUCCUCGCAUGCUUCCUGCAUCGUUUCAACCAAAGGCUCUUUUAAGAGCCACCCACUUAAUCAUUAAAAGAGCUUAAGUAUCACUGUUUCUUCCUUUGCAUUCUAAAUUCUUCAGCUAUCACCUUCCAUUGUUUGAUCAAAGAAAGUACUACAUCUGAUUAUCUGAGUUUGCAGUGCUUAGAAUGUUUUAAUUUCUAAAAGGGUUCCAGUAUUAAGUGUAUGUCUUGCAUGUUUAAGGGGAAAAUUAUCCUGAAAUCAAGCCUUGGGAAAUAAAUGUACUACAACAGAAUAAACAAAGCAAUUGAUUUUUAAG